UGUCAGGAAGUCUUCUCAAUACACGCCUAAUGGUGUCAUAAAUCUAAAUAUUUCAUUUGCUCAAAGUAGGGAACUAAAUCUUUCAAGGCGAUCGAUACAUCUAAAUAAACUGACACCUCUAAUAACAGGUCAAAAAGGAAAACUAUUCGACGUGUUCCUUCUAUAAGGACUGGUUGCGAAGCACGUAUGUGUGUAAAGGUAAACGCUUCGAAACUAUACGAGGUAUAUUCUUUCAAGGAUGAUCAUAAUCACUAUUUUGUUACUGAGUACGAUAGGCAUUUACUCCUCUCUAACCGAGGUAUGAACUAUAUGCAAGAGCAACCCGUUAACGCGUUGAGUGCCUUGAAUAUUGGACCCGUCAAAGCGUUUAAUAUCAUGUGGACACUCUAUGGUGGCUUUGACAAGGUUGGGGCAGCCAAAACCGAUUUUAAAUAUUUUAAGCGAGAUCUGAACAAGUAUAUAUCUGAGUUUGACGCUGAAAUGAUGAUUAAACAGCUAUUGAGGAAGAAACAGUGCAUGCCAAACUUUUCAAUAGAGUAUAUAAUCACAGAAGAUGGUUUAAGGGCGUUGUUUUGGGCUGAUGAGGAUGCCAAGAGGAAUUUUUCGGUGUUUGGUGCCGUUUCAUUUAAUGCGACAUAUCGGCGUAACAAGUACAAAAUGAUGUUUGUACCAUUUACUGGUAUCGACGACCACCAUCUUAACGUUACUCUUGGUGCUGCUAUAAUAGGCAACGAAACGGCUGAAACUUAUAGUUGGUUGCUUAAGGUGUUUCGUGAAGCAUUUGGUCGUGCCCCUCCAGUGAUUGUUACCGACCAAGACCCAGCCAUGAAGAAGGCUAUUCAAGAUACAUGGACUGAGAGUAGGCAUAGGUUAUGCAUGUGGCACAUUAUGGACAAGCUUACUGCUAAGGUUGGUGCUACAAUCUGCAAUAGUACAGAUUUCAAAAAGAGGUUGUGUGCCAUUAUGUGGACCGAUUCAAUUCUUCCCGAGCAGUUUGAAAGUGGUUGGGCUACCAUGAUUUUAACUUUGUUGAUCAUGAGUGGGUGUAGUCAAUUUAUCAGAUCAGGAUACUUAGAUACCGGCUUAUUAUCGCGAGGAGUACAUGUUCGGGCUUAUACGUACCUCGUCUUGUUCAGAGAGUUAGAACCAUUUAUUUAGACAGUUUUGUAACCCGGAGGGUACUCUUGUCGAAUUUCUGGGGCAUUUUGAUUCUGCUAUUGAAGCUCAAAGACAUGAGCACAGGAAGAAUCACCAUCACACCAGAAACACGAGCGCUGACAUAUGGGCGGUAGACUUUGUUUUGGAGGAUCAAGUGGCCAGUAUAUACACACGCACUAUAUUUUUUGUUUUUGACAUCCAGCUGGAGAUACAAAAUGGUAUACACAGACGUGCUAUCGGAAAGUGGGAAACGAUGUGUGACUUCGUUAACUUUUUUGUGAAGGACUGGGAACGACCAUGCACUACUUUCUUCGAGGUUAUGAUGCGGGAGAACGACAUGAUUGUGUACUGUACAUGCAAAAGAUUGGAACAGUUUGGGUUGUUGUGCUUACACAUCUUUUGUGUGCUUAGGAUGCUUGAUGUUAAGGAGUUUUCGCAACGUUAUAUUUUACGACGUUGGACUCAGGAGGUUGUUCCCAAUAGUGCCCCUGGUGCUAUUCUAGGUAUGAACGAGAGUGAUGAUCGUUACAAUGAAGUUGUUAGUGCAAUAUGUCUGUAGCUUUCGUCUGUAUCGAGUCUGUAUUUUGUCUUGUAUGUGUCUGACAAGGUGUGACCCGAAUCGGUCAACCCG
This is a messenger RNA of Helianthus annuus (common sunflower), 1789 nucleotides long. Its product is annotated as protein FAR1-RELATED SEQUENCE 5-like. NCBI's taxonomy places the organism in Eukaryota, Viridiplantae, Streptophyta, Magnoliopsida, Asterales, Asteraceae. Bases 187 to 1158 code for a protein of 323 amino acids. The transcript has 4 exons. The record is from RefSeq and is a predicted model, not a curated record. Gene Ontology annotation, biological process: regulation of DNA-templated transcription.